AUGAGCUGGCGCACUGACGAGCAGUGGCUAGCCGAAGCUCAGCAAUGGGCAGAUUGGGACGUUAAUGCUACUACUAAGGCACAAGUGCAACACCUGGUAGCAAUUAAAAAUGUGUCUCGUAUUCGCGAGCUGUUUAGUAAUCGUGUUACGUUCGGCACCGCCGGUUUACGCGCUGUGAUGGGUCCAGGACCCGCGAGCAUGAACGACCUCGUGGUCAUUCAAACAUCACAAGGAAUUUGCAAAUAUCUUACCCAACAGUUUGGUGUUAGAGCCAAGCAAAUGGGGAUAGCUCUGGGUUAUGACCAUCGUCAACAAGGUUCAUUGAGUUCCCGACGCUUUGCUGAGCUUACAGCCUCAGUCUGUCUGUAUAGUGGCUUUAAGAUUUAUCUAUACGACGAUUAUGUGGCUACGCCCUUGGUCCCGUUUUGUAUCGAGCAAAAAGGUUGUGCGGCCGGAGUGAUGGUCACGGCAUCUCAUAACCCCAAGGCUGAUAACGGCUACAAAGUGUAUUGGAAUAAUGGAAGCCAAAUCAUUCCACCGCAUGAUGAGGGGAUUGCUCUUCAAAUUAUGUCCAACCUUGCUCCUUGGAGAUUACAUAAUGACUCGCUUGAAUCACUUCGAACGAUCUUCCCCGAACUGCUGUGUAAUCCCACCGAGGAGCUGAUGAAAUGCUAUUUUGAAAAGGCUAGCGCCAAUCUCUGUCGCUUUCCACAGGCCAACGCUGAUACUGAGUUGAAAAUUGCUUACACGGCCAUGCAUGGUGUUGGUCACGCUUUUACUAGUCGCUGUUUUGAGGCUUUUGGCCACAAAAAGUAUAUUCCCGUUCAAGCUCAAUUAUUACCAGACCCCGAAUUUCCAACUGUUGCAUUUCCGAACCCUGAAGAAGGCAAAGGAGCGUUGCAACUUGCAAUUGAAACUGCCGAAACCAGCGGAGCAAGCUUGAUCUUAGCCAAUGAUCCGGAUGCCGAUCGUCUAGCAGCAGCUGAACGCGAUUCGACCUCUCUGUCUGGUUGGCGUAUUUUCACAGGAAAUGAGAUUGGAGUUCUCUUAGGAUGUUGGGAGUUGGAGCAGUAUUUACGUCUUCAUCCAGGCUGUAACCGCUCCCAACUGUACUUCAUUGCAUCGACUGUGUCAUCAAAAAUGUUGCGAGCUGUUGCGAAUGCGGAGGGCGUAAGCUUCGAAGAAACGCUGACUGGAUUUAAAUGGAUGGGCAACAAAACAGCCGCGUUGCGUGAAAAUGGAAAGACGGUUUUAUUUGCAUUUGAAGAAGCAAUCGGAUUUUGCCUCGGUGAUCUUGUUAAAGACAAAGACGGUGUUGUUGCGGCUGCUGUGUUUGCUGAAAUUGCAGUGCAUUUGCACGCCAAAGGGAUGACGGUUAGCCAACACCUUCAAACGUUGUACGAACGCCACGGACACUUUGUGACGCACAAUCACUAUGUGAAAUGCAACGAUCCUGAAAAGAUUCGGUCUAUCUUCGCACGUUUACGCAAUAAUGGUGAGUAUUGGCAGAGCUGCGGCGACUUUGCAAUUACUGGUGUGCGGGACCUUACGACGGGGUAUGAUAGUUCUCAACCUGAUAAACGCGCAGUGCUUCCUGUAAGCGACUCAACUGAGAUGAUUACGUACACUUUUGCUAAUGGAUGUAUCGCCACAUUGCGAACUAGUGGCACAGAGCCAAAGCUGAAAUACUAUGUAGAACUCGCUGGUCGCGUGGGUCAGACUCGUGAAGAAGUCACGAGUGAACUGGAAAAACAGGUUAAGCAAAUUCUCGAGCUAAUGUUGCAGCCGAUUAAAAACAGACUCGAGCUCCCAUCAACAUCCGAAUAA
This is a messenger RNA of Plasmopara halstedii, 1827 nucleotides long. RefSeq lists its product as hypothetical. Gene Ontology annotation, molecular function: magnesium ion binding; phosphopentomutase activity. The record is from RefSeq and is a predicted model, not a curated record. The coding region runs from base 1 to 1827 and encodes 608 amino acids. The transcript has a single exon. Lineage: Eukaryota; Oomycota; Peronosporomycetes; Peronosporales; Peronosporaceae. Gene Ontology annotation, biological process: purine ribonucleoside salvage; carbohydrate metabolic process.